Messenger RNA from Vicia villosa (hairy vetch), 1076 nucleotides. Its product is annotated as large ribosomal subunit protein eL8y. The record is from RefSeq and is a predicted model, not a curated record. The transcript has 6 exons. Lineage: Eukaryota; Viridiplantae; Streptophyta; Magnoliopsida; Fabales; Fabaceae. The coding region runs from base 113 to 895 and encodes 260 amino acids. Gene Ontology annotation, cellular component: ribonucleoprotein complex. Gene Ontology annotation, biological process: ribosome biogenesis.
GAAAGCCCACAUUUCAGAAUCUCUUUUAAGUUCACUUCAAUCACAACUAGGGUUUUUCCUUUGUCUACACUUUCUUCUUCUUCAGCCACUUCCACCAACAACAGCAGCAGCUAUGGGACCAAAGCGCGGUGGAAAAGCACCAGUUGCAGCUGCUAAGAAGAAGCAGCCUGAGAAAGUGGUGAACCCGCUUUUCGAGAAGAGGCCAAAGCAAUUCGGGAUCGGCGGUGCUUUGCCUCCGAAGAGGGAUUUGACUCGGUUUGUGAAAUGGCCUAAGACUGUUCAAAUCCAGAGGAAGAAGAGGAUCCUUAAGCAGAGGUUGAAGGUUCCACCUGCACUUAACCAGUUCACCAAGACACUCGAUAAAAACCUUGCCACAAACCUAUUUAAGAUGCUCCUUAAGUAUAGGCCUGAGGACAAACCUGAGAAGAAAGAGCGUCUAUUGAAAAGGGCUCAAGCUGAAUCUGAGGGCAAAACUGUUGAGACAAAGAAGCCUAUUAAUGUGAAAUAUGGUCUCAACCAUGUUACCUAUCUUAUUGAGCAGAACAAGGCACAACUUGUUGUGAUUGCUCAUGAUGUCGACCCAAUUGAGCUUGUCGUAUGGCUUCCAGCUUUGUGCAGGAAGAUGGAAAUUCCUUACUGCAUUGUCAAGGGCAAAGCACGCCUCGGAACAAUUGUUCACAAGAAAACUGCUGCUGUUUUGUGUUUGACAACUGUCAAGAAUGAAGACAAAAUGGAAUUCAGCAGAAUCCUAGAAGCCAUUAAGGCUAACUUCAACGACAAGUAUGAGGAAUACAGGAAGAAGUGGGGUGGCGGUAUCAUGGGUUCCAAAUCUCAAGCAAAGACCAAGGCCAAGGAAAGACUCAUUGCCAAGGAAGCUGCCCAAAGAAUGACCUAGAAGUUUUGUAUGCUUUUGGUUGUUUUAGAACUUUGAGGUUGUUAUUCUUCUAUAUUUUUGACUGAGGUUUUCGUUUCAUUCUGGUAGUUGUAAUCUACAAUCACUGGUUCAAUACCUGACUUUUUGCUGAUUUAUUUCAGUAGUUGUUUUAGACUUAAAUGGAAUAUGUUUUUGUGUUUAA